Molecule: messenger RNA, 438 nt
Organism: Striga asiatica
Lineage: Eukaryota; Viridiplantae; Streptophyta; Magnoliopsida; Lamiales; Orobanchaceae
Source: the annotation of a GenBank genome assembly
AUGACUCAAAUCGUCUUAAGAGAACAACGGUGGAUUACGAUAUAUGCUCUACGCCGCCACGCUCGACCCAACUGGCUGGAUCGGCUUAGGCAGACCACGGCCAGUCCGAUAUCGAUAGAGCAAUUGAAAAGGUAUGUCUCGUUACCAAACCCUCUCAGGCAGCACGUUCCGCAUGAAAAUGACUUCCUCGGCAUUGUCCAUGGCUCUCGAGAACGGGACAUUGGGCAGGUUGGCUUACAGGCACCCGAAAUCGAAACCCGUGACGAGCACAUGUCGUGUCGAACCGAGCGCGUGAAAAUGGCGAUAGUGUACAUGCUGGUGGCGCAUCGCUCAGUGGUGCUGGCGGAGUUCAGCUCCAUGCCCACGACGGCGAACGCUAUCGCCCGAAAAAUCAUCGAGAAAUUUCCUGGCAACGAAGAUACGAACACUUCCUACUAG